Messenger RNA from Silurus meridionalis, 4326 nucleotides. It is a transcript of the gene sim1a, whose product is annotated as SIM bHLH transcription factor 1a. Gene Ontology annotation, biological process: regulation of transcription by RNA polymerase II. The transcript has 12 exons. The record is from RefSeq and is a predicted model, not a curated record. Lineage: Eukaryota; Metazoa; Chordata; Actinopteri; Siluriformes; Siluridae. The coding region runs from base 686 to 2953 and encodes 755 amino acids. Gene Ontology annotation, molecular function: protein dimerization activity; RNA polymerase II transcription regulatory region sequence-specific DNA binding; DNA-binding transcription factor activity, RNA polymerase II-specific.
CAAAGUAACACUCGCAUCCUUCCAGCCGAAAUCUGUGGAUAAAAUUCCCGCAGUGUUUGUAAUUAAUAUUUUUUUUUAUUUUCUCCUGCAUUUGCUGUGGAGUUUCCGGCUGUAACACUGAAUCUGGAUAUUUCAUGUUGUGGAAUGGUACAACCUGGACCGAGAAAAAAAACCACAUCAAAGUUUGCCUUGUGAUGCGAAGGGACGUGCGGCGUUCAUUCUGGAUGCUCUCCUUCUGGUUAUUUCUGUAUGAAGAAGUGUUUGGCCCCAGUGGAUUUGGCGCUGAAUGAAGAACCUGAAGCUGUUCAAUGCGGAUAAACCUCAAAAAAACAAAACAAAGCUCCCUCUCACUGUUAGAUAUGAAGUCUCAGUGUUUGCUGCUUUGUGAGACCCUCUAAAGUCGGUAGGCAUCGGGUUUUUUUUCCUUGGAAACAUUGAGGAAUGUGUGCGACUGACGCACUCCAUGUGAGAAAGGCGAGCUCUAGACUCCAUGUCCAGCUGAUCUGGUGAUGCUCCUGCUCCUGCUCCUGCUCCUGCUCCUGCUCCUGCUCCGCUGAACCGAAGGCUUUGUGUGUCUGCGUGAGUGUGAUUAGUUUUUUUGGUUGUUGGUUUUUUUUGCUCUUGGUUCUUGGGAGUGCGAUCCAAACACUGGCGGCGUGUCGAGCACCGUGCAGCUUUAAAAAUAAUGAAAGAGAAGUCGAAAAAUGCGGCCCGGACUCGGCGGGAGAAGGAGAACAGUGAGUUUUAUGAACUGGCCAAACUGCUGCCGCUUCCCUCUGCCAUCACAUCACAGCUCGAUAAAGCCUCCAUCAUCCGCCUGACCACCAGCUACCUGAAAAUGAGACUGGUGUUUCCUGAAGGUUUGGGGGAAUCAUGGGGCCACGUGAGCAGAGCCAGUUCUCUGGACAACGUGGGCCGUGAGCUCGGAUCCCAUUUACUACAGACUUUGGACGGGUUUAUUUUCGUGGUCGCACCGGAUGGAAAGAUCAUGUACAUUUCUGAGACUGCGUCUGUGCACUUAGGCCUGUCCCAGGUAGAGCUGACGGGGAACAGUAUUUAUGAGUACAUCCAUCCCGCUGAUCAUGAUGAGAUGACCGCAGUGCUCACCGCGCACCAGCCUUACCAUUCUCACUUCGUGCAGGAAUAUGAAAUGGAGCGCUCUUUCUUUUUGAGAAUGAAAUGCGUCCUGGCCAAAAGAAACGCGGGUCUGACAUGCGGCGGGUAUAAGGUGAUUCAUUGCAGUGGCUAUCUAAAAAUCCGCCAGUACAGCUUAGACAUGUCUCUGUUUGAUGGCUGCUAUCAGAACGUGGGUCUGGUGGCUGUGGGUCACUCAUUACCCCCCAGUGCAGUGACUGAAAUCAAGCUCCACAGCAACAUGUUCAUGUUCAGAGCCAGUCUGGACAUGAAGCUCAUCUUCCUCGACUCCAGGGUGGCAGAGCUUACUGGCUACGAGCCACAGGAUUUAAUAGAGAAGACUCUUUACCAUCACGUCCACAGCUGUGACACCUUUCACCUACGCUGUGCACACCACUUGUUGUUGGUGAAGGGUCAGGUCACUACAAAGUAUUACAGGUUUUUGGCUAAGGAAGGAGGCUGGGUGUGGGUGCAGAGCUAUGCAACCAUUGUACAUAACAGCAGAUCCUCCAGACCUCACUGUAUUGUCAGUGUCAACUAUGUCCUCACUGAAACUGAAUACAAAGGUCUACAGCUGUCCUUAGACCAAGCGGCAUCCAACAAACCAUCAUUCACCUACAGCAGCCCCUCCAACCCAGUCAGCGACAGCAGGAAAGCGAGUAAAAGCAGGGCUUCCCGCACCAAACCCAAAACACGCCUCUCGCCAUACCCACAAUACCCAAACUUCCACACUGAGCGCUCUGAGUCUGAUCAGGACAGCAGCCCAUGGGGUGGGAGUCCUCUGACUGACUCUGCCUCCCCACAGCUAUUAGAGCAAUCUGAAAGCAUGGAUACGUCCUGCGUGUACCGGCAGUUCCCAGAGACUCGCCCAUUGUGCUACAGCCUGCCGCUGUCUGAGGAGCAUCACGCAUCCAGUGAUCACCAAGGUCACGGUCAUUCGCAGGCUUGCGAGCGUGGCCGCUGUGAGGCUGGCAGAUACUUUCUGGGUACUCCACAGACUGGCCGUGAGGCAUGGUGGGGUGCCGCUCGCUCACUCUUGCCUCUCGCCAAGUCCCCACCUGAAAAUGGAGAUGGGUAUGAGUGUGCGAUGCCCCAUAUCACCUCCAUCCACAGCCUACAUGUGAGAGGCCACUGGGAUGAAGACAGCACGGUCAGCUCUCCAGAUGCUGGCUCAGCCAGUGACUCAGGGGACCGGUAUCGACUCGAACACUUUCGCUCAAGUCCGCAGGAGCCAAGCAAGAUCGAGACACUAAUCCGGGCCACGCAGCAGAUGAUAAAAGAAGAAGAGAGCCGGCUGCAGUUGAGAAAGAGUGGUACUGAACCGAAUCUAGGGCCUGCUAACGGUCUACCGAAGAGCACCGGCUCCUGCUUCAGUAACGAGUUUGGCCAGUCAGCGCCGCAAGGAGUUGUAUGUCGGGGUUCAUCUCAGGUGAUUAGCCCCGCCCCCAGCCCCACUCCUCUGUCUCGCCUUAGUAGCCCCAGCUCUGAGCGUUUGGCCAAAGCCAAAGACUUCCUGCAAACUGAGCUUUCAUCUCCACAGCAGCAACAGCAGCAACAGCUGGGCCUUGUGGGCUCCUGCGCCGUCUCUCCCACCCCUGCCCUCUACCCCUCUCAUCCACGCCAGUAUCUGGACAAACACACUGCCUACUCACUCAGCGGCUACGCACUGGAGCACCUCUAUGAGGCGGACAGCUUCAGAGGAUACGCGCUAGGCUGCGCAAGCUCCUCCCACUACGACAUGACCUCUCACCUGCGCAUGCAAGCCGAGCAAACCACCAGCCAUAAAGGGACCUCCGUUAUAAUCUCCAACGGCAGCUGAUGCUCAGACACUGACUAUAUCUCCCAAAAGAGACAAAACACUCAAUAGUCCUGUAGUUAUCUGUUCUGAGAUCUCUUCUCUUUAUAUUUGCAUUGCUUAGAAGGAUUCUAGAGUAUUCUCAGUAUUAAGGUAACUCAAUUCUUGCAUUUAAAGUACCAACGAUUCAGAGGAACAAUAUUUUAAGUCACUGUUUUACAAGAUUAGCAGUUUAAGCAGGUUUUGGAAAAGGAAGUGACUGGUCAAGGAGAGAGAGACGAAUAUUAUAAAUAGAGCUAUGUCCCAAUGAGGAAAAAGACAAAAAUCAUAGUUAUUGAUGAAUACAGGUUGAGAUUAUCUCCACAAAAUAUGUAAGUGCAUCAUAUAUGUUUUUUGCAAUCAGUAUUUUUAUGUUUUGUUUUGUUUUUAACUUAUACAAUGGAUUGAAUGAUCUAAUUGUCUGUAAUGAUUAUGGUGAUUUGCGUGACAUUAGUCAAUUUUAACUUUUUACAUUUGAUUGCCCUCAGUCUCAUUUCAUAUCCCAAUCAUUGUUUUCCACAAUCAAAUUCAUUGUUAUAAACACAACCCAGAUUCAAUGUAUGAAAAAUAAAAAAAAAUUGAUUAUAUUGUAAAAACAAAUAUCUGACACAUCUUAUUCAAAUCAAGCAGUAAUCAGUGUUGGAGGGUUUGAUAUACUGGCUGCCAUAACACCACUGUUUUUGACAUUUCUGACUGCAUAAACACCUGUUUAUCAAAAAAUAUAGAGUUUUAAUGUAAGAUCUUAGAUACCAAAUUAAAUGAGAUGUUUUGAUGUGUCAGAGUAUUUGUCUUAUACCAGCAUUUUGAAUACAAAUCAAGCCAUGCUUUGCUCUGUCAGUCAGUGACAACCACAGCUGCAGCAAACUUCCAAAUGUAGAACUGAAUGAUCCUGAUUUUAUUUUUCCAUUUCUCAUAACCUCAGCUCAUUUUAUUUCACACAAAUGGCAUGAUGGGGGAAAUCGUAUGGCUUCAGGCUGUAACUGAUAAAGCAGGAUGUGAAAUUCUUUUUGAACUGAGUGAAUGUGUUGUGACGGACAUGGAAGAAGGAGGUACAGGAGUUGUGACAGGUCUGGUGGUGUGAGAGAUAAAACUCUUAACUGAUUCAGACCGACAGGGACGGAGCUGUCUGAGCCUCAGCUUGUCCAUUUCCUCUGCUCUCAGGCUGCUUUCUGGCUGGGAGAAACCGGCUCUCUUUGAGACUGCAGUGUUUUCUUACAGUGAGGAAAAUCCUUCUCUAAAUUUAUUUAUGAUGUAAAUAAGCUCAAACAUGUUUUGAUGCACAAGUGGCAAAUGUAUUUAUUAUGUGAAUGAAAAAAAAAAAUCAUUUCGGUUUUAAAUAUAGUUCCAGUCAAACCAGA